UGUCACCUUUCAAUCGCGUCGUAUUUGUUUCGGCUUUCGCUCUUCGUACCUAUUGUUAUAAUCUGAAUUUUUAUUAUUCUUACAAGAAAAGUGUUUCCAAUACAGAGCUGACUCUAUCAAUCGCUAAUAUACCUGAAAUGUUAUACCAGUGGUUCUCGAACAAUUUUAGGUUAUAACUAUCGUAAAAUAUUUCGCGUACCCGUAUGUGAAAAUAAAAGUAACUUUUAAAGUUUUUAUCGUGAAAGUACAAAACAGUGUUUGUGGUUGCUUGGUUCUCUGGUCUACUCGAAGAGGAAUAAAAGAUGGGUCUCAUAAUAUCACGAUUCCGACGCAAGAAAACGACAAAGGAGAUACUCGAAGAACUAGAAACUAAAAUAAAGAGCAUAGAGAAAGAUGGAGAGUACAAAGAGCAGACGCACAAGCGUGUGAUCGGCAUGAUAAUGGUGAACUCUGUGGGGCUGUACGUGCUGUUCGCACUGCUAUACUACUUCAUGUACGUGGGCAAGAGCCAGUACUGGGUGCACUCGGUGAUGUACGCGUCGCCGCUGCUCGUGCUGCCCGUGCUGGUUAUAUUUCUACGGUCGGCUAUAUCGUCGUACUACACGUGGACUUUGAACAAGAACAGAGUAAAGCUGACGAAAAUGAGAGACGAGAAGAAGAAAAUAUUAGAGGAGGUUAUGAAUACGGAGACUUAUAAGGUCGCAAAGGAAAUACUAGACAAGUAUGGCACACCGGAGGAGCAAUCGAAAGCGUUGAAACCGUUCACUCCAACUGUAACUCAGAGCACACCACAGGCUACCCCCAUUCAAAUAAGACAGAGACAGUUCUCCUUACAGACAUCUACCCCCAAUAAAAAUAUGAAUCUUGUACCCGCCACGCCAGGGGUUGUUUUUAAUGGACCAAGAUUGAGGGCGGAUCAGUUACCACGCCCGCUACCGGACAGCAAUAGAUCCGCGUUGGAUAAAGUUGUGGAUUAUUUACUGAAGGACGGACCAAAUUAUCGAAUGGCGCUCAUAUGCACUGAAUGCUUUUCGCAUAAUGGCAUGGCGAUGAUAGAAGAAUUCGACUAUGUCUCGUACAAAUGUGCAUACUGCGGCAAACUGAACCCGGCGCGCAAGCAGCGGCCCGCCGCGCCCGCGCUCACCGCACACCGCGCGCUCGCAUACCACGCAGCCGCUGCCAAUGACGACUCGUCGCUCGCGAGUUCAGCCAGUGAGAGUGAAGAGGAGAAGGAGGUAGCGAAUCUCGAUGGGGACGCUGGUUCAGAGGGCGAAAAAGAAUCACCCCCCUCUCCCAUGGAGGUAGAAUCGAAAUCUGAAACUGACAAGAAACAAGACUGAUCGAUUGUAACUCACUCGAUUGAUGAAUCGAUUUUAUAUCGAUUGCGCGAAUCGAUGUUCUCGAGAUGCAGAUAAUAUAUGCUAAAAGUUUAAUGGUGGAUCCACACGAUCUAAUUGCUUGACUUGAGAGAUAUGUUUGAUGGAAACAAAUAAUUAUUGAUGCUUGAAGACUUGAAAGAUGAUUUUUUACCGAUCAUUUUUAUAUGUGAAAAAAUUUAUACAGAUUUUUACAAAAAAAAAUCUAAAUAAUAAUGCAUGGUUGCAUAUUGUGUUUAAAAAUAAAUUUUAAUUUGAUUGGAAAAUAUUGUAUUACAUGUAAAUCUAUUAUAAUUAAACAAUAUUGGCUAUGUGUAUUGAGAACUAAAUACAUAGCUAAGAAUUAAGUCCAAUUGAAUAUAUUUUAAUAAAUAAUACUGUAAUAAACAAAUCAGAUACUAUAAUUACUAAAUUAAAAAGGAACACACAUUAUAAUAUUUCUUAAUAGUUAAUACACCAUAGUUUUACAAAUACAUUUUUUAUUGUAUUCAAACACAAUUUUUACAAAAGCCGCUAAAUAGUAUUUUAAAUUUUUUUACAAGAACUAAAUAUUGCUCAUGCAAGUGUGUCAUGCAAUUUGAUCGUGUGUCCGAAACAUUAAAUGGGAAUCAGUUUUAAAUUCGAAUAAGGAACUGCGGUGGUUAUGUCUGCUGUUAACUAUUUAUAUAAAGUGAUUUGGGAUAAUUGACAGUAGUUUAAAAAAAGUUUGAAAAUGUGGGUAUUUGAAAAAAGAGCGUGUAUGCCGAGCACACUUGUCAGAAGUGAAACUUUGGUAAGAUUUAAAGAUACCAAAAUCGUCGCAUUCAUGACGUGACGGACUGCCAACUUGCAUGUUACGAAAAGUACCCUAUAUGUUUAUCCAGGGCAUAGCUUACUAGCAUUUAGAAUUUCACUUAUAUCGGUUCAGUAAUUCUUGCGUGAAAGAGCAACAAACAUACAAACUCGGAAUAUACGAUUCGCUAUACGCAAUUGUCCCAAAUCACUAUAAUAUUAGGAAUAAUAAAAAAAUUACAAAUUUUUAUAAACUCAUUUGAUUUUAUGGCGUAAAAUUAAAAUGAUGUUCCCUUCCCUUAGUUUAUUAAUUUAUGUAUAAAUUUAACGGGUUUUCAACGUGAUUUUUAUCCGGACACUACAGUGUGAGCCCACACUGAGAGCUCAUAGAUGUCAUGUGGAUUUAAAAUCAGUUUAAACCCGUUAAAAUAUGGUUUUAUUGUAUGUAUAAAUUGACGAUUAAGUAUAUUUGGCUAAAAUUUUUAAUAAAUACCUUACAUUUUUUAAAAUUUGAUUCAAUUUUAUAACUUUUAUAACGAGAAUUUCCUAAUAAUGUGCAAUUCUUAAAAAUAAACACGAAAUAAAUAAAUUCUUCCCUAUUAAUCAUGUUAUUUAGUUUCUUCAAAAUACAAAUAUAACGCCAUCUCAAGUAAUUCAGAACGAAAGAAAGAGACGAAUAUAUUUCUAUAUAUGAGUUUUUAAAAUAAUUUAAAAUGUGUUUUCCUUUUGCAAAUUUCAUGUUAAAUUGAACUCACGGUCGAAUGUCAUAAGGUUGAAAUUUCAUUUUUCUAUAAGUGGGUAUGGUUUUAUUUAUUAUCUAUAAUAUUAUACCGUUAAAUAUAUUAUGACAUAAUUUUUAAUUGCAACACUAUAAUAUAUAUGCAAAAAUGGCUGGACUUAUUUUGAUGAAAUUUUGUGUAUAGAUAGAUAAUAAGUUAGUUUAAAACAUAAGUUAAUUUAUGCGAAUCAUCCUAUUAUUUAUUACGUGUCUAUCUGAUAACAAAAUUUCAUCAAAAACUGUUCAGACAUUUCAUAGCCAAGAAGUAACAAAUAGACAAUAUAAUAAUACUUAUUUCAAAAUUAUCAUGCUCACAUCUCAUGUUGAAAUAGUAAUUCAUUGGUAUUUUGUAGUAAAGUUUAUUUUACAA
Molecule: messenger RNA, 3295 nt
Organism: Colias croceus (clouded yellow)
Lineage: Eukaryota; Metazoa; Arthropoda; Insecta; Lepidoptera; Pieridae
Gene: Lnpk
Product: endoplasmic reticulum junction formation protein lunapark-B
Exons: 9
Coding region: 303-1340 (345 amino acids)
Biological process (GO): endoplasmic reticulum tubular network organization
Cellular component (GO): endoplasmic reticulum tubular network
Source: RefSeq, a predicted model, not a curated record